CGCGGCAGAUGAUUCUACUUCCGCACCUCCUGCCGCGUGGAGCACGCGAGGCCUCAAACAGCCAUGUCUACCGCCAAGGCCGCCCCUUGGGUCGCGGUAUCCGAACGAAGUUCGUCGUUGUCUCCGGCCCCGGAGAGGAGGCCCGCGGAGGGCCCGAACGAAAGAGGUCGGAGAGGGAGUCGGGCCUGGCGAGGGGCCGGCUGGAGGGAGCCCUUUGGCUGCGUGGAGGCCGUGGCCGGUGGUUGCGGGCAACCGCCACUCUGCUUCGCUGUGAGGAGCGACCUGGUGGGCGCGGUGGUCGGUCGUGGUGGAUCAAAAAUAAGAGAAAUCCAAAGUACAACGAAUACCAAAAUACAGAUAAUAAAAGGAGAUCCCAAGGCAGAAGUAAAAAUUUUUGGCAACAAACCAAUGCAGACAAAAGCAAAAACAAUGAUAGAUAAUUUUAUUAAAGAACAAGAAAAUUACAGUCCACAAUACAGAGUUGAUAUUGUUGCAUUCCAACCUUCUGUUGGAAGAGAUGUAAGCACAAAUCAUAAUGAAGAUCUGCCGUUGAUAAACUGGGAUAAAAUUCGAGAGGAUGCUUUGAAAUGGGGGAAAAAAAAGUGGGCAGAUUUACCUCCAAUUAGGAAAAACUUUUAUGUAGAGUCGGCAACAACAAGGGCAAUGUCACAAUUGCAAGUAGACAACUGGAGGAAGGAAAAUUAUAAUAUAACAUGUGAUGACUUAAAAAAUGGUGAGAAACGUCCUAUCCCCAACCCUACUUGUAAAUUUGAAGAUGCCUUUCAGUGUUACCCUGAAGUUAUGGAAAACAUUAAAAGGGCAGGUUUUCAAAAGCCAACACCAAUUCAGUCCCAAGCUUGGCCAGUAGUUCUGCAAGGAAUAGAUCUUAUUGGAGUAGCACAAACGGGAACAGGGAAGACUCUGUCCUAUUUAAUGCCUGGAUUUAUUCAUCUAAACUCUCAACCAGUAGCUGGAGGAAAAAGGAAUGGCCCAGGCAUGUUAGUCCUUACACCCACUCGGGAAUUGGCACUUCAAGUAGAAGCUGAAUGUUCUAAAUACUCAUAUAAAAGUCUCAGAAGUGUCUGUAUAUAUGGUGGUGGAGAUAGAAAUGGACAAAUACAGAAUGUUUCAAAAGGUGUCGACAUCAUCAUUGCAACUCCCGGCAGAUUGAAUGACCUGCAAAUGAAUAACUUUGUCUGCCUGAAAAGUGUAACCUACCUGGUUUUAGAUGAAGCAGACAAGAUGCUGGACAUGGGAUUUGAACCCCAGAUAACGAAGAUUUUGUUAGAUGUGCGCCCAGACAGGCAGACUAUUAUGACAAGUGCUACUUGGCCAUGUGCUGUCCGUCGCCUUGCACAAUCUUAUUUGAAAGAGCCAAUGAUUGUGUAUGUUGGUUCUUUGGAUCUAGUUGCGGUAAGUACAGUGAAGCAGGAUGUCAUCAUCACCACAGAGGAAGAGAAAAGAGCUCAUAUCCAAGCUUUCCUAGAGAACAUGUCACCUACAGACAAAGUCAUUGUCUUUGUAAGCAGAAAAGCAGUUGCUGAUCAUUUAUCAAGUGACCUGAUUCUUCGACAACUAUCAGUAGAGUCUUUGCAUGGCGACAGAGAACAGAGCGAUCGAGAAAAAGCAUUAGAGAACUUUAAACAAGGGAAAGUGAGAAUACUCAUCGCUACUGACUUGGCAUCUCGAGGUCUUGAUGUCCACGACAUCACACACGUCUAUAAUUACGAUUUCCCACGGAACAUUGAAGAAUAUGUUCACAGAGUAGGGCGCACUGGGAGAGCAGGGAGGACCGGCAUGUCGAUUUCCCUUAUCACGAGAAAUAACUGGAGUAUUGCCACUGAGCUGAUUCAUAUUCUGGAAAGAGCAAAUCAGAGUAUUCCAGAGGAGCUUGUCUCAAUGGCUGAGAGAUACAGAGCAAAUAAACUAAAAAGAGAAGUGGAAAAGAAAAUAGGAAGACUUCAAGGAAAGCCCCAGAAGUUUUAUUAGCAUUUUAUGUUGAAGAGCGGCAUGAGCCUGGUAGAGAACGCAAGGUUUUUUAGAAGUCUUCUCAAGAUGGAAGUAUUGAAAUACUCUCAACGAGGGGAGAUUUGACUGAUAUUAGUGUUUUAAAACGUUGACUGCAGUAUUUUAUACUUCAAAGGAUUUUAACUCAAGUUGAAAUUUUUGGUGGAUAUUUAGUAUGUAGCAAAAAGUUUUCUUUUACUUAAAAAUGUUUUUAAUUAAAAAAUAAAAAUCUUUAAAG
Messenger RNA from Fukomys damarensis (Damara mole-rat), 2245 nucleotides. RefSeq names its product DEAD-box helicase 43 (gene Ddx43). NCBI's taxonomy places the organism in Eukaryota, Metazoa, Chordata, Mammalia, Rodentia, Bathyergidae. Bases 64 to 1989 code for a protein of 641 amino acids. The record is from RefSeq and is a predicted model, not a curated record. Gene Ontology annotation, molecular function: RNA binding; ATP binding; RNA helicase activity. The transcript has 17 exons.